GCAGAAAAAAGUACUAAGUGCAAACCAUUUAUCAGUCAAAUCAUUUUUGUAGGAAAAUGCCAGAUCAUUUCUAUUUCUACCUACUCAACUUUGAGGAUUUGAUAUUUGUCUUUGCCACCCAUGAUAAUAACUUAAAUGUUGCUGUAUUUAUCAUUUAAGGAUCAUUUAAUCAUGUAAGGCCUGUUGGAACUUUUAAUGAGCAUUUUUCCAAAAUACUGCGAAUUUUCAGAAAAAAACAAUUACUGAAAAAAUAUCAGCAGCUUGAUCGUCCUGGAAAAAAUCGUCAGUCAUUGGACAGUUAUGGUAUUUAAAAAAACAAAAAAAACCACAGUCCAUUUUUGACACGUUGCAGCUGCCGAGUGAGGCAUCCUCUCACAUUUACACGAUCUUCCGUUUCCGUGAGCGGAGCCUCGUCUGGCCGUGAGGGACUGCAGCCUCUCCCCGCAUCCUCAGCCCGGAGAGCCGCGGUCGGUGGACGCCCGGCUGAACGGUUCAGUCUACGAAGACCCGAACCGUCGACAAACAAAGCGCAUUGAUUGCAUUUGCUACGCGGAGCUCGUGUCCUGCCACUGAUUCAGACGGCUGAAAACACUGCAGUGACACCAGCGGACCAUCGGUUUUUACAAGGGAGUCAUUCAGCAGAGGAGGUCGGGACUGAAACCCAGAACGAUCUGACAGGACGAAGGACUUCACCCCCGAGGAAGUGAAAGUGCAACCCGUGACAGAGAUUCACAUCCGUUCUGCGGGGAAAUCUGUUGGUCAUGUCGGCGGGAUGCCAGUAGACUGUUUACUGGAGAAACCGCUGCAGCUUCCUAAUCUCCAUCAUAGAGCGACCCACUUUCAUUUAAGGAAUGGAUAGACUGCAGGAUCAGUUUGUUCUUGUAGAUAUUCAGAACACAAGUAGCCUAUUUCGUACGCUGGAGUCUGUUUGAUUCAUUUGACUAAGCUUCUCAAACCGUUUAGUCUCAGGUUUAAACGCAUAAGGUGUCGAUUAAACAGCAUGGCACUGUCAUUUCAAAACUUCAACUCCAAAUGAAGCUCAGGGGGAAACAACCUCUCCACAUGUUCCAUUUAGUAGCUGUGUUGAAACUUUUAGUAGCAUUAUAGGCUUUUCCUCUGCAGAUGGAGUGAGUGCAGUACUGUUUGUCUGACGCACAACAACUCUGAAGCCAAGCUUAAAUGUAAAAGUUUAAUUAUCAGAAAAUGUAGAUGCUGAAAAGGUAUAAAAACAAAUAAAAGCAUUUCUGAGAGGGGACAUAUUUUAAUGUAUUGUAACUUGUGAAAAGAGUACAUUUGAUUAUUUAUAGUCUUUUAGUUUGGAUUUAUUAGAGCAAGAACUGCUGGAACACACCUGUACAAAGUUCCAAGCAAGAAUCUAGCGCUUUGAAGUUACUCUGAGCAGAUGUGAUUUUAUCCUGUGUUUCAAAUGAUUUCUCACAUCUCUUGCAUGCAUUAAAAGAAACAGACUUUUAAAUCAGUAGAUCAGUAGAUAACGUGCUGUGAUGCUGGAUGUAGUGAAAAUGAAGGACGCCUGCAGGAUCUGCGCCCGCGAGCUCUGCGGCAACCAGCGCCGAUGGAUUUUUCACCCUGCGGCCAAACUUAAUCUGCAGGUUCUGCUGUCCCACGCCCUGGGUCAUGAGCUGACCCGGGAUGGCCGUGCUGAGUUUGCCUGCUCCAAAUGCGCCUUCAUGCUGGACCGUAUGUACCGCUUUGAUACAGUGAUUGCCCGAGUAGAGGCACUGUCUCUGGAGCGCCUUCACAAGCUGUUGCUGGAGAAAGACCGACUGAGGCAGUGUAUUGGACGCCUUUACCGGAAGAACAAUGCAGAAGACUGCAAUGUGGCUCCAUCUGGGUCUGGUGUUGGAGUCGGGAUUGAGGUGGAGUCUGAGUACUCUCCUGUGAUGGAUCUCUCAGCACUGCAGGACAUCAGAUACUCAGAUAUGAUCCAGGAUGAUCUGGCUUACUCUGUCUAUGAGUCAUGGGCUGAUAAGGAGGACCCUGCUCUAGACCACCACACCCAUCACCAUCAGUGCACAGGAGCAGACACCGUCUCUGGUCAGAAGCCAAGGCGAUGCAGGGGUUGUGCAGCACUGCGUGUUACUGAUUCCGACUAUGAGGCAGUGUGUAAGGUUCCUAGACGGGUUGGACGUAGAAGCACAUCUUGCGACCCAUCCACCCGCUACUCAGCAGCCACUCUGAUGGGAGAGGACCUGGCCAGAGUCUGUGGAGCCGCUGAGGCUACAGAUGACACCUUUGAGUCCCCUUCAGUUGGGAUGGAGACUGAGAAAGCCAUGUGUAACCAGACCACUUUGAGCCCUGCAUCAUCUGUAGAGUUUCUUGAUACCACCGUAUCCCCUCCUGCAAACCAGAAAGAGAGAGAAGAAGCUGAACCAGAUAAAGAUUCAGAGGAGGCUCCACUGAGAAGGGACAUUCCUUGGGGCAAACCACCAAGUGACACCCCCCCCCCUGGGCUUGAAAUGAUACUGAGCCUCCUGCGGGGCUGGGAGUACCAGCCAGUAAAACCUCGAAAGGGCAGCAAGCUUCCAGUUCUGGUCAAAGCCAGAUUUGAACAAUGUCUGCCACCGCCUUUGCCACUGAGGUCCCCCUGUGGUGAAGCAGACUGUGACCUGUACCCCCACCAGAUUAUACCAGAGGUUGUGACCCCAGAACUGGUUGAAAUGGAGGAACAGUGGCUGGAUGAAUAUGUUCAGUGUGGUCCCUUUCGCUUUCAGCAGGUAGUUUAGAAGCAUUACUUCUGGGAUCUGUCAGCCUAGCUGAUGCACUCGGCUUGGCUGAAAGAUCCAUUGCCUCUUUUUUUAGUUGGCAUGGAGAUUAGACGCUUUUAACAGAAAGCCUAAAGUAGUGGUGUGGAAUCUAAAAGCUGCAGGUCGCUCCCAGGUUUGGAGUGCAUCAUUUAUUAUUGCGAUGCAACGGGAACAUAGGAUCCACUGUUUUUGGAGUUUAAUCCACACCAGGGAUCAAAUGUCAGUGCCCUGUUUUUUAUACUCUGCUGCACAAACUUACUGAAUCCUUUCAUAAAUACACUUUGACGUGUUCGUCA
Molecule: messenger RNA, 3061 nt
Organism: Stegastes partitus (bicolor damselfish)
Lineage: Eukaryota; Metazoa; Chordata; Actinopteri; Pomacentridae
Exons: 1
Coding region: 1503-2744 (413 amino acids)
Biological process (GO): positive regulation of microtubule nucleation; centrosome cycle; regulation of Golgi organization
Cellular component (GO): Golgi apparatus; centrosome; nucleus
Molecular function (GO): molecular adaptor activity; zinc ion binding
Source: RefSeq, a predicted model, not a curated record